AUGUGGAGCGCAUCCAAUAUGAACCCGAUUUCAAAUGAAACUAUUAGUGAAAGGGAAGAUCGAGCAGAACUAUGUGCCAUGAUUCCUUGCUUGGCUUUACUUCGUGAGCCUAUGCAAGAGUUUAGCAUAUGCAUAUUUCGUCAAUUACGGUUUGAUGAUAAAACCGAUCCCACAUUCUACCAAACAGCGCCAACAUUUCUCCUGGAUAAUUUCGAUAAUUCUGAAAAUGAAGAAAAUCAAGUUGAGUCAGCAGUGAACAAUGAUAAUUCCAGUCAGGAUUUCAUAACAAAUAAAGAAAGUAAGCCAAAGCAGAAGAAAGAGAAGUCAGCAGUUGGGCGAGUAAUUUCUUCAAAUAUAGAGCAAUAUGAUCCAAAUAUUCAUCUCAUUCUGUAUACUCCCUUAUCGAUAUCAACAAAGCAAGGAGUUGAACUUAUUACGAAUAAAGGACAAAUUUGGCUCCGAAAUAUAAUUUUUAUACAUUCAUAUAAGGGUGAACGAUUGCAUUUUGAUAAUCUUAAGCGCAUAGUUGAUACCGAUCCAAUUAUAAAUUAUGGUGUGUAUAGAAAAGAGAAAAACGGAAAGCCGUCGAUUUUUGUGUUAAAAAUGAGCAUUAAAGAAAAUAUUCUUGAGAUUGAGCGCCUAACUUUAUUAUGUAGCGCUAAACCGAGUGAACAUUUUUAUUCAACGGAAUCGCGCGUUUACAAUAAUAUUUGCAAAGCAGUAAUGUUAAAUGAAUCGCAUUCGAAAGGAGACGAUGGAAAAAUGAGGGAAUCGCUUUCACAAAAUUCCAAACUUAGUCUAACAAUGGAAUAUGGGAUGAAAUACGCAACGAAUGGAAAUAUCGAUAUCGACGAAAUUCUUCAUAUUGUCAUAUCGAAAACCAGUGAACCAUCGCCGAAGAGAAUUGUUGAACCACUUAUUUCUUUUACAAGUUUACCUACAAAUAUGCCAUCACCAAUUGCUUAUCAAGAAUUUGUCAAAAUAGGUGAUCGAUCAAUCGAAAUUAAGCGACAUAUCGCAAUUGGUGAUGAAAAUCUACCACUAUGUUCAGCUUUAAAAUCUAAAGAUAUUCCAGAAAAUAUGCUUGAUAAAACGCAAAGUAUGGAUGUAAUCACAUUUGAAGAUUCAAAAUCGUCUGAACAGGAUUCAGAAAAAUUGGUAAAAACUGGCGAUAAAGAGGAAUUUGAUUUUAAAUUGGCAAAGGUUUUGCGUAGGGACGAGGUACAAUCGCUACAACAAAUUGGUCAAACAAUUGAGAGAAACCUUCCAUCCUCCACUACGUCAGAUCCUAGUCUUCCAUCAAUAAAAUCCGAUUCUUUUGGGAAAGGUGCUAAAAGUCCAUUUUCAAACAAGGAAGAGCAUAAAGCACAAAUGGACGAGUUAACAGUGGAUGACGCACCAACUGAUCAAACUGAAUUCGAUGAAAGUAAGCAAAAGCAUUUGAGUGCGAAUAACUUUAAAGAAUUUUUACCAAUGUCGACUUCAACACCAUUUGCUUCUUUGUCAUCUAUGCAUUCAUCGGCUAGAGAUGAUGAACUGUGGCAAACAGCUCAGAGCAUAGAAAGGGAAAAAGUUCGAACAACUUUAAAAAGCGAUGAAAUUGAAUCAGAAAUGGACACAAAUAUUCUACAAAAAAAAGAAUUACCAGUUUCAAGGAGAAAAUCAACUAGAAAUCACCGACGGCAUUCUAGAAGUGGCAGAUUUCAUCACGGCGUAGAGAAGCAACAAAUCGCUCCUCUAACUCCCUCUCACAGUAAGCAAAUUCCAAAUGUCAAUGUUUAUAUUGUUAUAGGGGUAGUUAAACGAAGAGAAUCAAGUGAAAAAAUGGUUAAACCAUUUCCGAUAAUUUUCGAAGGUAAAAUGGGCGAAGUACAAUGGCGAGCUACAUUUAAUAUAAAAGUUAAAGACGCAGAUACUCCACUCGAUUUUGAACCCACUAAAGUUCUUGUAAAUGAAAAUGUCGUAUGGUCGAAAGAAAAAAAAUGA
Dracunculus medinensis (Guinea worm) is the source of this 1986-nucleotide messenger RNA. Lineage: Eukaryota; Metazoa; Nematoda; Chromadorea; Rhabditida; Dracunculidae. The record is from the annotation of a GenBank genome assembly.